This is a messenger RNA of Salvia miltiorrhiza (redroot sage), 1498 nucleotides long. Its product is annotated as UPF0481 protein At3g47200-like. Lineage: Eukaryota; Viridiplantae; Streptophyta; Magnoliopsida; Lamiales; Lamiaceae. The record is from RefSeq and is a predicted model, not a curated record. The transcript is spliced from 2 exons. The coding region runs from base 12 to 1403 and encodes 463 amino acids.
AGUAUGUAUCAAUGGCUGCGACACAGAAAAUUCAGAAAGUGCAGCCUCUCUUAGUCCGAUUGGAGAAGAACAAAAAUGACUACUUUCCGCAGGCGGUCUCCUUCGGUCCGUACCACCACGGCGAACCGGAGCUCGCUUUCUUCGAGGCCUUGAAGCCGAAGGCCGUCGAGUUGUUCAUAUCAGGCGGCCCAGAAGGAUACGAUGAGUCGUUCUACCACAAAAAAAUUGUUGGCAUCAUCGGUGAAAUACGAGACUGCUACGACGAAACCACGAUUGGCAACGAUGAGCUAGCCGCGAUGAUGCUCCGGGAUGCCUCGUUGAUGAUAAUCUUCAUGGAGAUGUACAUUGACGGAAAUGCAGAGCAGCCAGAUGAGACGACGAUGGACAAGAUUAGAGGCAUUGUGGAUCUUUUUGGCAUAUUGCCAAUGACGAUUUUGUGGCGUGACUUGUUUCUGCUUCAGAAUCAGAUCCCUUUAGUCGUGGUGGAGGUUUUGAUGGAUUUAAGAUGCGGGGAAGGUGAGGGCGAAUACCAAAACUUGCUUAACAGGUUCUUGAAUAUGAGCAUCUUCGGAGAGUAUAGCAAGAAAAGAAAACUGUCUAGGAAGCCUCAGCACCUCCUCGAAGCCGUUCACAUGCUGCUCGUCUUCGACUUUAAAGAUGAGAGUGGCGAUGCUCCAACUUGCUGCAAAUUGCCCAAAGUUAAGAAAGCUGAUCUAGAAAACGGUGGUGCAGAAACUAAAACUACUCAUUCUCAUGGUAUAAUCCAUCGUCUUCUAAACUCUUGGGCUUGCAAGAACCAAGGAGCAGCCAACAAAAGCAAGUUCAAAAACAUCAAAAACAUGUUUCAUUCGUUUCGUUCGGUGACAGAGCUUAAGGCAAAGGGCAUCCAUUUCAAACCAAGCCCAACCCAAUCUUUGAUGGAUGUCAACUUCAAAUCCAACUUCUUCUACGCCACACUCCAACUCCCCGUGUGGGUCGUCUCCACCGACGACAAGGUCAUCUUGAUGAACUUGAUCGCCUACGAACUCAGCCCUAACAGCCGGGCCAACGGGGAGGUGGCGUCGUACAUCAGCUUCAUGAAGGCGCUCAUGGAGAGGCCGGAAGACGUGAAGGAGCUGCGAGAGAAGAGAAUCUUCAUCAGCACGCUUGGCAGCGACCAAGAGGUUUUCAACAUCUUCAAAGAUAUCAAUACACACGGCUUCUUUAAUCCCAUGAUUUUUGGUGCAGUGGAAGACAAGAUCCAAGCACAUUAUAACAGCAAUAUCAAGACAUGGAUGGCUGAGCUCAUCCACAAUAAUUUUCGAUCUCCCUGGACCGUGGCUGCAUUUUUUGCUGCCGUCGCAUAUCUUGCGAUAUCUGUCGGCCAGCUCUACUACGCCAUGUAUCCUCCAACUCAAGAUUGAUCACCAUCUGUUUCAACUGUGUGUACCAAUUAAUAGUAGAAAACAAAAUAUUGGCUUUGGCCCCCAACUUAAUUAAUGCAAUAAACGUUACCCAA